Candidula unifasciata is the source of this 164-nucleotide messenger RNA. Lineage: Eukaryota; Metazoa; Mollusca; Gastropoda; Stylommatophora; Geomitridae. The record is from the annotation of a GenBank genome assembly.
UCGCAUCUGUGGCGACGACGUCAUCAGGCGGUUGGAAUAUAGAAAUGAUCAUUGGCCUGUGUACUCUUUUUGCCGCAACCUUCUUUGUCGGCUUCUGCUUGAGAAAGAAAAAACGCAGACAUUCAUCGGAAGAAGCUACAGCCGAGGCAGAUGGCAGACUAUAG